This is a messenger RNA of Bombus terrestris (buff-tailed bumblebee), 3117 nucleotides long. Its product is annotated as zinc finger protein 567. The record is from RefSeq and is a predicted model, not a curated record. The coding region runs from base 226 to 2775 and encodes 849 amino acids. Gene Ontology annotation, molecular function: zinc ion binding. Lineage: Eukaryota; Metazoa; Arthropoda; Insecta; Hymenoptera; Apidae. The transcript has 3 exons. Gene Ontology annotation, cellular component: nucleus.
AUAUAAAACUUUAAGUUACUAUUGAGAAAAAUAUUUGCUAAUGUUGUAAUUCUAAUAAUAUAAUUAUAAUACUAAGUGAUAUCUAAAAUCUCUAAAACAAACCUUAAUAAGUUAUGUACUAUUUAUAACAAAAGAAUUAUGUUUUAAUUAAUGCAGGUGUAAUUACCUGCAUAAAGAUAUAAUAACCUCAAAUAAACAAAUCAUCAAAACUAUGUAGAUCUAAUUAUGGAUACUUCAAAGGAUACAUUAAUAUGUCGUUUAUGUGGUGUAGAUCUUGUAGAAGGAAAGCAUAAGAGUAUCUUUGAAGGAUCAACGGAUUUAGUACAUAAAAUAAAGGAAACAUUGCCAAUUUCAAUAUCUAUUGAUGAUAAUGGUUCAAAAUAUGUAUGUUUGUCAUGUUAUGACAAAAUUACUUUCUACUACAAAUUUAUUCAAGAAGUACUGGAAUAUUCUAAAAGAUUAGAAAAUGCAUCACAAAUAGAAUCCUUCUUUGAUCUAUCUAAAGAAGUAACAGACUUCUCACAAAUUCAUAGUGAUGCUAUAUAUACAUGUCCAAAUUGUAAUGUAGAUUUAAUGAUUUUAUUAGUUAAUAAUCCUCAAGGCUGUGAUUAUACCUUCCAAAUCUCAUUAGCUAUGGUAAAUCAUUCUGAAAAAAAACAUAUAAAGAAAAAGAAUAUACAAAUACAUAAAAAUGUAGUACAUCUGAAUAAUAUUAAAAAUAAUGUACAUUUGAAACAUGGAAACAAAACAACAAUUACUGAAGAUAUUGAAAAUAUGCCUAAUCAAGAAGUAAACCUAACAUUACCUGUAUUAAUCUCAACAAACUACUACAAAAAGGAAAAUUUAAAUUGUAUUGAUGCAUUAUCUAGCAAACAAAAUACAAAAAUUGAUGUAGAAAAAGACACAAGAGAAGAUCUUAAGGAAUCUAAUUCUGUUCAUCUCUCAAAAAUAUCAAAACUACAAAAAAUAUCACAUGUGUCUAAUAAUUUAAUGGAUUAUGAUUAUGAUUGUGCAGUGAAAAAUGAACCUGAAAGUGAUAAUACUUAUUGGCUAGACAGUGAGACUGAUUAUAAAAGUGAGAAAGAUACAUGUAUAACAACAUCACAAGACACUAUGCUUGAACAAAAUGAUAUACAAGAUGAAAAUGAUAUAUAUAAAUCUUGUUUAAAAUAUGUAUGUAAAUUAUGUGGUGCUCGCUAUCUUUCACACUUAAAAUAUGAAUUUCACAUGGAAAGACACAAGCUAGGUAAAAUAGAUAAAUAUGAAUGUACAUUAUGUGAUAAAGAAACUAGUAAUGAAAACUUAUUAUGGGAUCAUUAUUUUCACACGCAUAAGAGUUUGCAACGUUAUAUUUGUGUAGAGUGUGGAAAAUUAUUUACAAAACGAACUAGAUUGAAUGGACAUCAAAAAAAUUAUAAACAUUCUGGUGUAAAACAAAUACAAGUUGGUACUAGUGAAGAUACUAUUAGUGAAGAUGUCAUACAAAAAGCUAUAGCAACAACAAAACAGGAGAAAGUAUCUAUAAAUUGUAAUCUUUGUGGUAAACUAAUUUCAGACUUAGAUCCAGAUGCUAUUAAUGACUUAGUUACAUGUGCUACUUGUGAAGAUUCUACACUUUCUUUAAUGAUAGAUGGAAAUGAGACAAAAGUAAUUUCUCCACGUCAAUAUCAUUGUUCUAAGUGCCCCAAACAUUUUGUACGAAAAGAAAGACUAGAAUUUCAUGAAAUGAGGCAUAAUGAAAAUAUGAAUGAAUUCAUUUGUAGUACUUGUGGAAAAGAUUUUAGAGCAGAAAAUUCUUUAUAUGAACAUUACCUCUUUGUUCAUAAAGGAGCAAGACCUCAUAUUUGUGAACUAUGUGGUAAGUCAUUUCAGUUAAAAGCUAGAUUAAAAGAACAUCAUCGAAUUCAUACAGGUGAGAGACCAUAUCAAUGUGAUAUCUGUGGUCAACGAUGUAGAACUACAAACGCUUUAAAGCUUCAUAGAAAAAUUCAUUUUUCUCAUAACAGAUAUACUUGUAACGUAUGUAAUAAGUCAUUUAGUAAAAAGCAAAAUAUGAAUGAACAUUUAGAGAAGCAUUGGAAAAAUGAUAAAAGUGUAACAUUACCACAAUUAUUUACAUGUCCAAUUUGUGUAGAAGAUUUUCCAACCUACCGUAUGUUAAAAUAUCAUAUGGUACAAAUUCAUGAAAUAAACAAUCAGGAUCCAAUUUUGAUAAAACAAAAACCAUGGUAUGAAUGUGCAGAAUGUCACGAGAAAUUUAAACAUCAAAUGUCUUUAAAAGCACAUAAAGAGAGAGUACAUGAAGGAAGAGUAGACCCUAUUUAUCAGUGUGACAUAUGUAAUGCAACAUAUAGAGUAAAACAACUUUUAGUAAAUCAUAUUAAAAGUAAACAUGAUGGUGAGAGACGUUAUAAAUGUGCUCAAUGUGAAAAAGGAUUUAAUGACACUAAAUCUUUAUAUAAUCAUGUAUUAUUACAUACUGGAAAAAAACCAUUUGUUUGUGAAUAUUGUAAUAUGAGUUUUAGAAGAAAAGACUCAAGAGAUCAUCACCGUAGAAAACAUACUGGUGAACAACCUUAUCAGUGUCCAGAUUGUGGUGAAUCAUUUUCUACCUAUAAUAAUCGAUCUAAACAUCGAAAGAAAGAACACGGAGAAGGAGAUCCAGAGUGCCCAGAAUGUGGAGAAAAAUGUAGUAAUCAACAAGAAAUUAGAAUACAUUUAAAUAAACAUCUGGGAGAGAAAUUAAAAAAAUUACAAAAUAUAAAAUCUGAGUAGAUAUAAUUUAUGAAUUAUAUUAAUUAUAAUUAUAUUAUAAUUAUAAUUAUAAUUUAUGAAUUAUAUCUACUCAAACAAAAAUACAGUGAAACUACAAUUAUGCAAUUUCUAAAUUAAAAUUGCACUAGUUAAUUAUAAUUAAUAGAUUAUUUUAUUUACAAAAAUGUAUUUAUUUUAAUUAUUUUAUACAUUUACAAAUGCAAUUUAAAAUUAAAAGAGCUGACUAAGAACGUGGAGUAGCAUCUAAUUUUUUACUAUUUCAUUAUUACUUAAAUUAUUUUCAUUAAUUUUAUUUUACUUAAAUAAUUAAAAACAGGAAUUUCUUUAUCUUUCUUCCAUAAA